Molecule: messenger RNA, 1827 nt
Organism: Miscanthus lutarioriparius
Lineage: Eukaryota; Viridiplantae; Streptophyta; Magnoliopsida; Poales; Poaceae
Source: the annotation of a GenBank genome assembly
AUGGGCACAUCAGUAGCCAUUGUUAUCGAUCCCUGUGGCUACUACGCCGCCACCGCCGACGCCGACGCCGACGCCGCCAUGUUCAGAGCUGGCCUGAAGCCGACCACCAGCAGGUGCAGGUGCACCCACAGCCACGGGGCUCCAGAUCAUGCACCCCCCUUCACUCCGCCAAAUGCCAUCAAGGUACCACCAUCUCCUGGGUUGAAGAAGCAGGCCCUCAUACAGGAAAUGUCGCAGGCUCUGAAGUCAGUCUCUUCAAAUGUCCUUGAGCGAUUCAUUGACAGAGCUUACACAUUCUCUGAGGAUCCUUCUCUGAAUGAGUACUUUCUCAAUCCACUGAUAGUGUCAAAGGUACUUUUAAUAAUGGAAAAUGCAAAUGUCUAUGGGCAAACUUUCCCAGCUCAUGAUGUUACUGAACUCAUAUUACCACAAUUAGACAAAAACGCAGUUUUACUCAACGAUCUUGACGGAGAGGUCCCAGGAGAUUUUCCUGAGGGUGUCUACAUCAGAAAUGGUGACCUCCAGUUCUUAACUCAUGUAAAAUACAGUCCCAACCCUCUCAACCCAACACAGACAAUCGCAGAUUCCAUAUUUGGUUCAACAUCAUAUAUGUAUUAUGAAGGUCAUGGAAUGUUACAUGCUGUGUACCUUAACAAGAGCAGUCUAGGAGAAUGGAAGAUAUCGUACAGGAACAAGUACGUGAACUCAGACACCUUUCAGUUGGAGACAAAAAAGAAUGAUGUCGCUUUUGUGCCAUCUGCUGAUGGACAACCAUAUGCAACACUAGCCGUAUUUCUUCUUAAUAUUUUGAGAUUUGGAAAGGCUGUGAAGGAUAGCGCAAAUACUAGCAUAUUUGAGCACGCUGGACGAGCUUUUGCUGUCUCGGAGCACCAUCUGCCUUACGAAAUCAACAUCAAUAAUCUUGACACACUAGGACCUUAUAGCAUCAAUGGAGCUUGGAACCAACCUUUCACUAGUCAUCCGAAGAAAAUUCAUGGGAGUGGAGAACUGGUGAUAAUGGGGACAAAUAGUGAAAAGCCUCACUAUGUGCUUGGAGUAAUUUCAUAUAAGUUGGGAAAUGUACAAUAUUAUAAUGGACUAUCCUCUCAGAUUCGGCAUAUCCAGGACAUUCGUAUAAAAGCCGUGAGUGAACACCUCAUAUUUAUUGAAAAUGAUAUGAAUGGAAAAUCACGUAUCAGGGUAAUGCCUCGUUUUGGUGAUGCUGAGUCUAUCAUAUGGUUUGAUGUCGAGAACCACUGCAGUUACCAUUUAUUUAACUGCUUUGAGGAUGGAAAUGAGGUUGUUAUCAGAGGCUGUCGACUACUUGGUUCUAUUAUCCCUAGUGGAUGCCAUAGAGUUGACAAAUCGAAAUGGUAUGGAAGGGCAUUUCUCCAACCAGAUAAGGAUUCAGAAGAUUUUGAUCCUUCACUAGAUGGCACUCUCUUUUCUCGCCCAUAUGAGUGGAGAUUAAAUUUGGAAAAUGGCAGUGUACAUGAAGGUUAUAUUACCAGUGAGAAAGUUGCAAUGGAUUUCCCUGUCAUUAAUGACAAAUUUAUAGGUAUUCAAAACAAGUAUGGAUAUGCUCAAGUUGCUGACUCAUUAGCAACCAGUAAAACAGGCUUGUUUAAGUUCAAAAUGAUAGCAAAGCUACACUUCGACAUGCCAAAUAAGGUUUAUAUUAUCGAUGCCAAGAGAUUUUCAGAGGAGCCAGUAGCAAAAAUUACUUUGCCUCAGAGAGUUCCAUAUGGUUUCCAUGGGAACUUUUUCUACACAACAACAUUGGAUAAUGCUGAGGAAUACAGCAAUAUGCCCAAUGGUGAUAUCUGA